AAUCAACAUGAUCCCCAUUGUGCUGGCCUCAGUGCUCAUUGCUUGCGCCCUUGGGUGCGGUACUCCACCCAUUGAACCCGUGACUACUCGUGUGGUCAAUGGAGUGGACGCCAAGCCCCACAGCUGGCCCUGGCAGAUUUCUCUGCAGUAUGAAAGGGACGGUGAGUGGAGGCACACAUGUGGGGGGUCUCUGAUCGCUGCCAACUGGGUCAUGACUGCAGCUCACUGCAUCAACAACAAGCUCUCCUACAGGGUUUAUGUGGGCAAACACAACCUGGUUGAGGAAGAACCCACCUCCAAAGCCAUCCUGCCUGAGACGAUUAUUGUCCAUGAGAAAUGGAACCCCAUCUUUGUGGCCUUCGGUAACGAUAUUGCCCUGAUCAAGCUGUCAGAGCCUGUGACUUUGACCGACCAUGUGCAGUUGGCUUGUAUCCCUCCUGCUGGCACUUUGCUGCCCAACCUCUACCCCUGCUUCAUCACUGGAUGGGGAAGACUCUACACCGGAGGCCCCAUUGCUGAUAAGCUGCAGCAGGCUUUGAUGCCUGUGGCCGACCAUGCCACCUGCUCCCAGCCUGACUGGUGGGGUAUUGCUGUCAGGACCAGCAUGGUGUGCGCCGGUGGGGAUGGAAUCGUGGCUGGAUGCAACGGUGACUCUGGUGGCCCCCUGAGCUGUAAGAAUAGCAAUGGUGUCUGGGAGGUCCACGGCAUUGCCAGCUUUGUCUCUGGUCUGGGUUGCAACUAUGAGAAGAAACCUACUGUCUUCACCCGUGUUUCUGCCUUCAACGACUGGAUCGACCUGACUAUGAUGAACAACUAAAGAAGAUGAAGUGUCAAUAAAAGACCCAG
Molecule: messenger RNA, 846 nt
Organism: Sphaeramia orbicularis (orbiculate cardinalfish)
Lineage: Eukaryota; Metazoa; Chordata; Actinopteri; Kurtiformes; Apogonidae
Gene: ela3l
Product: elastase 3 like
Exons: 8
Coding region: 8-817 (269 amino acids)
Biological process (GO): proteolysis
Molecular function (GO): serine-type endopeptidase activity
Source: RefSeq, a predicted model, not a curated record